UCAAAUUCAAAGGCCCAAAUUUCGAUUUGAGAGAGCCAGAGAGAGAGAGAGAGAGAGAGAGAGAGAGAGAGAGAGAGAGAGAGAGAGAGAGAGAGACGGAAGAUCGGGAAGGAGGAGGAGAGAAAGAUGAUGACCGGCGGGAACUACACGACUAUCGACGACAGCCAAAAAGUCUCUGGCUCUGUACCUUCUGUUCCAGAUCCAGGUCACACCACCGUCAAAUUCGCAGAAUCAAAUCUUCAAACCUUUCCUCCAUCUGCUACUCAGGGCAAGAUCUCUGGUGGUAGUAAUCCCCCUCGUGAUGCUGACGAUACAUUUUCUGGGCCUGGUAGAAGUAGUACAGAUGAACCUCACUCUGGUGGUUGGCUCCAUAAGUUCACUGUUGGUGCUUACAAGCCCUUCUUUGAUGUCGACACUUCGGAUGUUGUGGACAGGCUCAAAGAAUCUCUCUUCCCAUUCCGUGGAACUUUUACAGAGAAGACUGCCGAUAAGCCUGACUUGUAUGGUCCAUUCUGGAUAUGCACGACUUUGAUAUUCGUGGCAGCAUCCAUCGGCACAUUUGUCACGUACGUAGCACACAAAUGGAAGAAACAAGAGUGGAACUACGAUAUUAAUCUGGUGACUUGGUCUGCAGGAGUGUUCUAUGGCUAUGUCACGAUUAUUCCUCUCGCUUUAUAUGUCGUUCUCAAAUACUUCUCUGCACCUUCAGGCCUAGUUCAGCUCUUCUGUCUCUACGGCUAUUCCCUGUUCAUCUUCAUCCCUGCAUUGUGUCUCUCGGUCGUGCCAGUGGAGAUCUUCAGAUGGGUUAUAGCAGGUGUGGCAGGGUUCAUGUCUGCGACUUUUGUGGCUUUGAACCUCAAAGCGCAUAUCAAUUCCGCUGGGGAGAGAUCGAUCCUGAUCAUCGCAAGCAUCUUUCUAUUGCAGCUGGGGCUUGCGGUUGUGCUGAAGCUCUAUCUCUUCACUGUCACCGUAUGAUUCAUACAAAGUUGUAGACCAUUGUUCUUUAUAUAAACUUAAAAGGUAAUUAUGUUUUCUGAUAAUCUGUAGAUUCAUUCAUAAGCGUUUUCUCCUCCUUGGAGAUUUAUCCAAAAUUUUCUAUCCAGGAUUCCAUUUCAUUUAUUUACUUUGUAGAAAACAGUGUAAGAAUAAUAAAAUCGAUUUGUGACU
This is a messenger RNA of Brassica napus (rape), 1167 nucleotides long. RefSeq names its product protein YIPF1 homolog. Gene Ontology annotation, cellular component: membrane; Golgi apparatus. Gene Ontology annotation, biological process: vesicle-mediated transport. The record is from RefSeq and is a predicted model, not a curated record. The transcript has 6 exons. Lineage: Eukaryota; Viridiplantae; Streptophyta; Magnoliopsida; Brassicales; Brassicaceae. The coding region runs from base 127 to 975 and encodes 282 amino acids. Gene Ontology annotation, molecular function: small GTPase binding.